AUGGCUUCAACUUCAAAUGAUAGUCCAAGGGAGCAGGAGAAGGACAACGGCACACGAGAGGCCACGGUGGACGCCUCCGUCAUCGUAGCAGACAACGCCAGCAGCAACGACAGCCCUCCAACAUCAUCAUCUCAAGCAUCACCUACCGCUGAGAAGUCGACAACAACCCCUGCUGGACCUCCCGACGGUGGUUUGCAAGCAUGGCUCCACAUCGUUGGGUCAUUCUUCAUCUACUUCAACACAUGGGGUCUCAUUUCAAGCUUCGGCGCCUUUCAGGCUUACUACCAGUCCGAUCUCCUGAGCAAUAACACGGCCUUUCAGAUCUCUACGAUUGGUUCUCUGCAGAACUUUCUCAUGGUCUUUCUAGGUUUCAUCAUUGGCCCCAUCUACGACCUGGGCUACUCUCGAUACCUGCUGGUGGUGGGAUCGAUCCUGGUGCUGGUCGGUCUCAUCCUCCAAGCCUUCUGCCGGAACCUAUGGCAAUUCCUCCUCUGCCAGGGCCUCAUUGUCGGCCUCGGAACAGGCUGUCUGUCUACACUAGGCGUCGCACUCCCAUCGCAAUGGUUCUCGACUAGAUUGGCGCUUGCCAAUGGUAUCGCGGCAAACGGUAGCGGUGUUGGCGGUCUCGUCCUGCCAGCCAUGUUCCGAGCCCUCCAGCCCAAGAUCGGCUUCCGAUGGACGGUCCUCAUCUUCGCGCUGAUUGCGCUCGUGACGCUCGGCAUAGCCAAUCUCGUCAUCAAGACAUCGAAGCUCAAGAUCCCCCUCAAGCGACGACCGCUCGUCGACAAAUCCGUCUUCCGCGACCUCCCGUUCCUCCUCUUCCUCGGCGCCUGCUGUCUGCUCUUCCUGGGCAUGUACACGCCGUACGUGUACGUGCAGAGCUACGCCCUAGAGAACCACAUGGCGAGCGAGAAUGUCGCGCUCUACCUCCUCUCGAUGCUCAACGGCGCCUCCAUUGUCGGGCGCAUCAUCCCCAACUUCUUCGCGCCCUAUAUCGGCAUCAUGAACAUGAUUGCCGGCGCCGUCUUUGUCAUGUCCAUUGCCGCCUUCUGCUUCGCCGCGACGAACAGCCAGGCUUCGCUGAUUGUCGUCACCGUGGUGUACGGCUUCUUCAGCGGAACCUUUUUCGGCUUGCAGCCGACUACCUUUGUGAAGCUCACGGCCGACAAGAGUUACAUGGGCACUAGGUUCGGUAUGGCGUUUACGGUCAUGUCGGUGGCGCUGCUCUUCGGAUCGCCCAUUGCUGGUGCGCUGUCGAGGUCGCACGGAUACCUGAGCGGUUGGAUCUGGUCGGGAUGUUGCCUUGCUGCCAGCGGCGUAACGAUUUGCGUUGCGCGAGGCUUCGCGGGCGGUUGGAAGCCGAAUAAGGUGGUUUAA
This is a messenger RNA of Colletotrichum orchidophilum, 1377 nucleotides long. Its product is annotated as major facilitator superfamily transporter. Gene Ontology annotation, biological process: transmembrane transport. Gene Ontology annotation, cellular component: fungal-type vacuole membrane. Gene Ontology annotation, molecular function: transmembrane transporter activity. Lineage: Eukaryota; Fungi; Ascomycota; Sordariomycetes; Glomerellales; Glomerellaceae. The transcript is spliced from 3 exons. The record is from RefSeq and is a predicted model, not a curated record. The coding region runs from base 1 to 1377 and encodes 458 amino acids.